Messenger RNA from Aphanomyces invadans, 1049 nucleotides. RefSeq lists its product as hypothetical. The record is from RefSeq and is a predicted model, not a curated record. Lineage: Eukaryota; Oomycota; Saprolegniomycetes; Saprolegniales; Verrucalvaceae. Gene Ontology annotation, molecular function: DNA binding; DNA topoisomerase type II (double strand cut, ATP-hydrolyzing) activity. Gene Ontology annotation, biological process: meiotic DNA double-strand break processing; reciprocal meiotic recombination; meiotic DNA double-strand break formation. Gene Ontology annotation, cellular component: nuclear chromosome. The transcript has 9 exons. Bases 126 to 890 code for a protein of 254 amino acids.
GUCAUUUCACAUCCUUCAAGAACCCCCAGGGAGCUCGAAAAUACACAGGCGUGUGGCUUGUUCUUCAGACUGUGCAUCAACUGCUCCUGGAAGAUAAAACGAUCACCCAACGAGAAUUGUACUACAUGCAUCCGUUCUUCGAGUCCCAGAAAGAAGCUGAUGAAUGCAUCUUGGAUGCUGGAGGCUUUCUUGGUGUUCCCCGUGAGUGUUUGAAUAUUGUCGGAGGUGUCAAAGGAGCGUUUACAGGCCGCAUAUCCAUCAAAGAAAAUGGUCAAUGGGUGGAUUGCUCCAAGGAUGGCCCAAGUGGACGUCCCAUCACUCGCGAUAUCCUUCGCUUGGAACACGAUGACAUCGAUGCAAAAUUCAUCCUCGUGAUUGAAAAAGAUGGAAUCUUCAACCGUCUGAGCGAAGAUUUGUUCUUUGACAACCUGCCGUGCAUCUUGAUAACUGGCAAAGGAUUCCCCGAUUUAGCCACCCGAUGUUUCGUGAAAAAGCUGGGUGACGUCCUCCAAGUCCCUAUUCUGGGUUUGUGCGAUUGCAACGCGUUUGGUCUUUCCAUAUUGCUUACGUACAAGCUUGGAUCUGCACGAAUGCCACUCGACUCUAUUCAUUACGCCGUGGACAUUCAAUGGAUUGGAUUGAGGCCAUCCCAAGUCGAAGCGCUCGCGUUACCGAACGUGGUCAAGAAGAAAUGCACCAAGCAGGACAAGCUUCGAACGAAGUCGUUGUUGCUCCAUCCAUUCAUUCAAAUGCACCCAAAUUACCAAGUGGAAAUCGAGUUGUGGCUGUCGGACCCGUUCAAAGUCGAACUCGAGGCGCUGCACACGAAUGGAUUUGGGUUUCUCGGCCAAUUCGUACUCGACGCGAUCAUGAACGCAGACUACUUCUAGCAGCCGCAUAGAGUGGCUACAUCCCCAGUUCCAGAGUUGCGCUGAACUCGUCCUCGAUGAACGACAGCAUUUUGGCCGACUAUUCGAUCUCUAGUCAGUCGAGAAAUCGGUACAUUUGCUCACCUCCAAAUGAAUCUUUUGCCGCUUCAAUACAUCGAU